UGCAGCAUCUGUGAGAACGGAUUUCCAUGCUUCGAGAUAUCAGUGAUCAAUCCUGACAAACCACCAUUGUCUUUGGCUGAAAUUAAAAGUCGAGUAGAACAAUUUAGAAAGGCAGGGAAAACUGUCAUUAUCUCAAACCAGCCAUACUUCUAUAAGAAAGCAGAAAUUUUCCCUGGAAGUGCCUUUGUGAUUGGGGCAGACACUGCUGUGAGGCUUAUUAAUCCGAAAUAUUAUGGUGGAAGUUAUAGCCAAAUGCUGGAGAUUCUUCUUGGCUGCAAAAGAACAGGUUGCACAUUUCUAGUUGGUGGCCGCUUGGUCGAUGGAGUUUUCAAGGUUCUUGAAGAUGUUGAUAUUCCUCAAGAGUUGAAUGACAUGUUCAUCUCCAUACCACUGGAAAAGUUUCGCAUGGAUAUUUCAUCAACCGAGAUAAGGAAGAGCAAGAACAUGUGAGCCGCAUAUGAUAACGUGAUAUGUAUUAAAAGGUACAUAAUUGAUGAAUUCGAGACUCUCCAUACUUGGAUGAAACAAGAAUAACAUUUAGAACCAUAUCAACAUUAUGACUUUUGAGUUCUUGAAAGUCAAGUAGAUAAUUGAUCUUUUGCAUGUUAA
Musa acuminata AAA Group (dessert banana) is the source of this 609-nucleotide messenger RNA. RefSeq lists its product as uncharacterized. The record is from RefSeq and is a predicted model, not a curated record. Gene Ontology annotation, cellular component: cytoplasm; nucleus. Lineage: Eukaryota; Viridiplantae; Streptophyta; Magnoliopsida; Zingiberales; Musaceae. The annotation marks the transcript as partial. The transcript is spliced from 4 exons. Gene Ontology annotation, molecular function: nicotinamide-nucleotide adenylyltransferase activity; ATP hydrolysis activity.